AUGCAGCCCCGGGUCCUCCUCGUCGCUGCCCUCCUGGUGCUCCUGGCCUCUGCCCGAGCUCUGGAGGCAGAGGACCCCUCCCUACUGGACCUUAUGCAGGGAUACAUGCAGCACGCCACCAAGACCGCCCAGGACACGCUGACCAGCGUGCAGGAGUCCCAGGUGGCUCAGCGGGCCAGGGACUGGAUGACCGAUGGCUUCAGUUCCCUGAAAGACUACUGGAGCACGUUUAAGGGCAAGUUCUCUGGGUUCUGGGAUUCAGCUUCUGAGGCCCAAACAACUCCAGCCUCUGAUGCCUCCUGA
This is a messenger RNA of Mirounga angustirostris (Northern elephant seal), 303 nucleotides long. RefSeq names its product apolipoprotein C3 (gene APOC3). Bases 1 to 303 code for a protein of 100 amino acids. Gene Ontology annotation, cellular component: extracellular region; chylomicron; spherical high-density lipoprotein particle. NCBI's taxonomy places the organism in Eukaryota, Metazoa, Chordata, Mammalia, Carnivora, Phocidae. Gene Ontology annotation, biological process: lipid transport; negative regulation of lipoprotein lipase activity; cholesterol homeostasis. Gene Ontology annotation, molecular function: high-density lipoprotein particle receptor binding; lipase inhibitor activity; phospholipid binding. The transcript has 3 exons. The record is from RefSeq and is a predicted model, not a curated record.